AUGCAAGGUAGAAUAGACACUAUCUUUAAAAAUAAUGAGCCAGGUAUUAAAGCAAGUACUGAAGAUAAAAGAAAGAAAGCUGUUGAAUCUAUCAUUACAUUUAGUAAAGAACUUAAAAACGAAGAAGAUAAGAAAUAUUUUUUAAAUAAAAUUUUGGUUGUCUACAAAAAGACGUGUAGUGCAACUUAUAUGAAAAUUGUUAUUUCUAAAAUUUUAAAUGGAUUAGAAAAUACAUUUUGUACAAGAGAGCUUUCACAAGAAUUUACUGAAAAAUUUACAACAAUCUUUUUAGGAGAAACUAAUGAUGAAUUACGAAAAUACUUAUUUGGAUUUGUUGCACAUUUAAUUCAGUAUAAUGAAAUUAUUCCAACUAAAAUUCAACAAAUGAUUCAGUCAUUAAACACAUUAAAAGAACCAUUAAAAUCAAUUUUUAUAGAAGAGCUUCCUAGAAUGUUAGGAUUACCAGAUACUUCUAAAUUAGCUCAAGUUAAUUUAACAGGGUAUUUUGCUUCAGAAAUUAAUUUUGUAAAAUCUCCAAAGAAUACACCAAAAUCAACUAUUAUUGCAUUUAGAUAUUUAUUAGCAUAUUAUAGACAACCAGAAGUAAAACAAUGUGAAGUAUUAGAAAGUCAAUUAUUCUCUUCAUUUGCAAAAGCUCUUAAAGUUUAUUCUUCACCUGAAUUUUUGGCUUUAAUUCAAGAAGAUGGAUAUAAACAUCAAUUGAGUGAAUUACUUUUUGAUGUUUGUCAUUUAAAUUGUAUUCCAAAUAUUUGUGAAUGUGAAGAAGAUAUUAAAAAGAUUUUACCUUCUUUACUUGACAGAAGAAAUAUUAAAAACUUUUUUAAGAGUACUUCAACUACAACAAUGUCUUCAUUAUUGAUUCAUCUUGUUUUUGACAUAUUGGUUUUAACAUAUAAUGAACGGUUAGUUUAUACUUAUUUCUUAUUAAAUGAAGGUGUUGGAGAAGAUGAAAAACAAGAACGAAUUAUUUAUGAUAAUGUUAAAGAAAUUUUAUCUUCUUUAUCAGAAGAAUUAGAACAACCAUUAAAUACAGGGACAUUUAGUUUGUUAAUGCCAAUCUUUAGAUGGGUUAUUUCUAAAAAAGAUAAAACAACAGAAAUUGUUAAACCUCAAAAUCAGACAAUGAAAUUAUUACAAAUGCAUUGUGAAGUAAUAACUAAUCAAUACCCAAUUUUAGAGAUUGCACAACUAUUAAAUAGUAUUAUUUUAGUUAUUCCUCGUUUUGUUCAAAAGACGUUAAAUUGUUUAGAACAAAUUGUUAAAGUCUCAGAUAAUAAAACACUUCACUAUAUAUUUAAUAAUUUAUUAAGUGAUGAAGAAAAUACAAGAAGAUAUAAUGCUGUUGCUUUAGAUAGAAGUAAAGAAUAUUUGAGAGCUAAAAAGAUUGACCAUGAAGAAUUAUGUAAAUUAUAUCUUGGAGGACAUGACCAAAUCAAAGAUGUUUCUAAUGCAUGCAGAUCAGUUAUGAAGACUAUUCACUUAUACUGUGAAGAGCCUGGUGUUGAAGUAAAGGUUCCAGAAGAUUUCAGAAUUCCAGAUCAAACUUUUGUUGAAUACUAUAAAAAAGAUGAAAUUUGCUUAAAUGAAAACAUUGAUAUUCAAGACAUGAUUGCUACUUCCAUUUAUUCUAUUGCUAAGAUUGGAAAAUAUAAUUGUGGAGAAUUAUUGAAAGUUACUAUGGACGAGUAUAAUAAUAGUUUCCCAGAUAUUACUUUAGUACCAGGAAUUGCUAAAGAUUAUCUUAUUAUCAGAAGUAAAUUCUUAAGAAGAAGAUUUUGUACCUUUGUAAUUAUGAAAUUAGGAGGAUUAUGUACUGUGGAAGAUAUGAAAGAAUUACUUCCAUUUGCUAUUAAGAAACUUACUAAUGAUGAAGAGCCAAUGCCAGAAUUAGUUGAGGAACAAGGAGAAAAUAUGUUUAUUAGUAGAAAUAGAGAAGAAGCAGAGCAAAUUUAUGACAUUUUAGUAAGUAUUAAAAAGGAAAAAGGAAAGAAAAAUGAUAAAGAAAUAGAAAUGGUAGGAUUAUUCUUUGGAAUGAUUGCUAAAUAUUUAGAACGAGAUAAUCCUAAGUUCCAUGAUAUUAUUCAACAAUUAAGAGAUUUAUCAGUUAAACCAUCUUUAGAAGUUCAAAUGGCAGUUUGUAAUUGUUUUGCAAAUAUCACAGAUAUUCCUAAUGUUCAAGGAAUGUUAGAAAAGAUGUAUGCCCAAUGUUUAAGACAAAAGAAUAUUGAAAUUAAAAGGGGAGUUGCAUAUUCAAUUGCUGGUAUUUGCAAAGCACAUGGACUAGGAGUUAUGUUUACAUGUAAAUUUUACGAUAGAUUUAUUAAGAAACCAUUAGAAAAAUUUGAUGUUGAUAAAAAAGGAAAAAGAUGUACUGAAGGAGAGAAUUUAAAUAUUAACAUGACAGCCUUAAUUACCUUACAGUGUAUUUGUGAAAUUAUGAGAGAUAUUUUUGAGCCUUAUAUUAUUGAUGUAUUUAAUUUAGUUAGACCUAUUGUUAGUGAGGCAAAUCAAGAAUUAAGAUUACAAGCUUCUGCUACUGUUAGAGCUAUGAGUUCUGUUUUAACUCAUCACGGUAUUGGAGUUACAGUACCUCAUUUAAUUGAUGGAUUAAAAUCAAGUGAAUGGAGAGAAAGAAGAAUUUCUUGUUUGUUAUUAGGAGAAAUGGCAAAACAAACAACUCAUCAACUUGAUGCUUAUUUACCAAAGAUAAUAACUCCAUUAGUAAAUUUGAUGAUUGACUCUGAUGCUAAUGUUAGUGAAGCAGCCAGUGAAGCAUUAAACAAUUUAGCUAGUGUUAUUAAGAACCCAGAAAUUUCAUCACUUAUUCCAUCUAUUCUUGAUGCUUUAGAAAAUCCACCACAAAACACACCAGAAUUUUAUGAACACUUUGAAAAAAUGCAAUUUACUCACUUGAUUGAUUCUAGUUCUCUUGCAUUAAUUCAUUACAUUUUGUUAAGAGGAUUAAGUGAUCCAACUCACUUAAUUAGAGCCAAGUCUGGAUUAUUAAUAUCAUCUUUAACUAAUUUGUGUGAUGUAGAUGAUUUCCUUCCAUAUUUGGAUAUUUUUAUUCCAGAGUUAAAGAAAAAUAUUACUGAUAAUGACCCUGAAGUAAGAGCUGCUGCUUCUAAUGCAAUUGGAUCAUUAAUACAAUUUGUUGGAGAACAAGCAUUCCCAGGUGUUAAACAAUGGAUUAUUGAAACAUUACAAUCUACAAAAUCUACUGUUCAUAGACUUGGUGCUGCACAAGCAUUGGCUGAGUAUUAUCGUGCAGUUGGAGAGGAACAAUUAAGAGAAGACUUUAACUCUAUCACUAAUUUAGAGAAUCCAGUCAUUACAUCAAGACAAUCAGUCAUGUAUUUAUUAUAUUAUUUCUGUUCAGCUCUUAAAGAAAGAUUUAGUGACUUUAUUGGAGAAGGGUUAUUACUUAUUGUAAAGGGAUUAAGUGAUUCAAGUGAAUUAGUUAGGGAUGCAGCAAUGAAAGCUGGUUCAAUUCUUGUAAGACAGUUUGGUAAGACUCAUUUAAAGAAACUUCUUGAGACAUUAGACAGUGCUAUUUAUAGUGAUUCACCAAAAGUACAAGAGUGUGCAAUCAACUUAAUCGGAGAAUUACUUGAAGGAAUGGUUGACACAAAUGAUGCUAGUUUGGAGCCAUAUGUUCUUCUUAAGAGAAAGUUAGGAUUAGAGAAAAUUGGAGAAUGUUUGGCUAAUUUGUAUUUGAUUAGAUUUGAUGAAGAACAUCAAAUUUGUCAAAAAGCCACAUUGGUAUGGAAGAAGGUUAUUAUUAAUGCAGGUAGAGCUCUUAGUGAUUUAAUUCCAUAUAUUAUGAAAAUUGCAACAAAGAAAUUAUGCCUUGAAGAGAAAGACCGAAAGAGAGCAGCACGUUGUCUUGGUGAGUUAGUUGAUUUAUUUGAAAGUAAAAUUGUUCAGGAAUUAAUUAAUACACUCCAAACUCAUUUGAACAGUAAUAAUGAAUUAGAUAGAAUUGGUGCAUGUAAUGGUUUUGUUGAAGUUAUCAGAAAGAGUUCAUUAACAACAUUUGAUCAAUUUAAAGGAGUAUUACCACAAUUAGUUGAAUUAAUGUGUGAUGAGGUUGAUGCUAUUAGAGAAGAAUCUAAUCAUUUGUUUAAUGUAAUUAUUAGAAAAUAUGAUAAACCAUCAUUAGAAGCUAUUCUUGAUAUUUUAUUAGGAUUUAUUAAUGAUGAAGAACAAAUGCAAAAAGGAAUUAGAGGAUUCCAAAUGAUUAUUGAUAAGAAUCAUACAAAUGAAUUAAUCUUUGAAACUUUGACACCAAAAGUACUUCAAGUACCAAUAACUAUUGCCAAUUGUAAACCAUUAACUAUUUUAUGUAAAUCAUCACAACAAUUCUUCUUACAAAAUUUCAAUCUUAUUCUUCAACGAGGAUUUAACUCUUUAGCUAGUAAAUAUACCGAAGAAAAUUAUUGUGAAAAGAUUAGAAAGAUGAUGAUUGAAAUUUGUUUAGAAUAUCCAUCUAAAGACAAGUUAUUUAGUAUUCUUGGAGAUUAUAUUGCUUCAUAUCAACGAUCAAUUAUUAAAAUUGAAACAUUACGUAUUCUCUCAGCUUAUUUCAAGUUACAAACUACACAAUCAAGUGUUGGAGUAGAUAUAAUUAUCUCAUUCUUAAUGGGAUUAAUUAGAAAUGAAAAAGAUCAAGAUGUUGUUCCUUAUGUCUGGGAUUGUUUCGAACAAAUGCAUAUGAAACUUACUAAUGAUAAGUACUAUAUUUAUAUUAAUGCCCUUGCACCAAUGAUUCAAGACGCUUGUCAAACACCAGAAACUGCUGUACUUGUAUUACCAAAAGAUAUUGGGCCAUUGGUUAGAGUUGAAAUUGAUACUCUUAAGAAUGCAUUAACAGAGACAAAAGAACAAGCAAUCAGAUCAUUAAUAUUCUUAUUGAAAAGAUAUGAAAAUGACUCUGAAUUUACUAAGCAUAGAGAUAAUAUACUUGGGCCAUUGAUUAAUAUUAUCUCUAAACAAUGUGAAUCUUCUCAUAAGAUUAAAUUACUCACAUUAUUACAAACUAUUUUUGCUACUGCACAACAUCGUGGAAAAGUUAAAACAUUUGUAUUACCAAUUACAAUCACUUUGAACAAAUUGUUAAGUGAAGGUGAUGAGUCAGUUUGUAAAGUAGCUAUCGAAAUGUAUAAGUAUUUGAUUGAAUAUGAUCUUAAGAUUGAUACCUUAUUAAAAGAAAUUCAAAAAGGAUUAAGUAGUGCGGGAACUAAUUCUACUAAAAUUAAAAUUUAUUUGCAAUUACUAAUUACUUGUGUUGAUACUAUCGAACCAAAGAAAUGGAAUGAAGGAAAAGAAUUAUGGGAAAAAGCAAAAAAAAGUACUAAUUGGGUUGUUGAAACAUUAUACUUUGAUAUCUAUAAUCAAUGUUUCCAAUUAAUUCCAUUAGCACAAGAAUAUUAUCAGUUAUUAGUUAGAGCAUUAGCCACAAUGCUGAAAUUCCUUCCAGACAAUGAUACUCAAUUUAAAACUCUUUUGAAAAUGGAUGGAUUUUCUAUUGAAACAACGGAAGAUUUAGUUGUACUAAGAAAGGAAUUAUGCAACACAUAUGCCAGUGUGUGUCCUUCAAAAGCUUCAUUGAUUAAAGAAGCUAUUAAGUCCAUUUAA
Messenger RNA from Entamoeba dispar SAW760, 5658 nucleotides. RefSeq lists its product as uncharacterized. The transcript has 2 exons. NCBI's taxonomy places the organism in Eukaryota, Evosea, Mastigamoebida, Endamoebidae. Gene Ontology annotation, cellular component: cytosol. The coding region runs from base 1 to 5658 and encodes 1885 amino acids. The record is from RefSeq and is a predicted model, not a curated record. Gene Ontology annotation, molecular function: protein binding; protein kinase regulator activity. Gene Ontology annotation, biological process: regulation of translation; cellular response to amino acid starvation.